AUGGAUGAAGGUGGCCUGGCCGAUGUGGCCGCAAUGCCCCCUGAGGAGGAAGGUGCUGGGUUCUUGCCUUUCCUUCUGCUGAUCGUCCUCGUCGGUGCAGGCUGGUGGUUCUGGUCCAACAGCAGCGCUCAGACUUCCCCAGGCGCUGCAGAGGCCGCGCCCAAGCCGAAUCCGGAGGAGCUGCGGCGAAAGCGUCUCGAAGCUCUGGAGGCGUCCAUGACCAGCCAGCAGCCUGUGGCCACGACACCCGCUGCAGCGGAGGCUCCUGCUACUGAUACCACAGCGACGGCGAAGACGCCGGAGGCCGCCCCUCCUGUGGAGAAGCCGGCCGUGGCAGAGAAGCCAAAGCCGAAGAUGGAGGAGGAGGGUUUGCGCAAGCGAGUGGCUCCUGAGGCGCAAAAAGCUGCAGUUCCUGCGCCGGCACCGGCGAGAGAAGCUCCGGCCUCUGCCAAGGAGAACACGCCGCCACCCGCAGCGCCAGAGCGAUUCGCUGUGCGUGCCCGGGCAACGCUGCAGGGGGCUUCGGUCCUUCGGAGCCUGGAGGGCGUGGAGGCUUCCACAACUGUUCAGCGUCUUCGGGAUAUGGUGCAAAAGGCCUUUCUUCCUGAUGCAAAGGGUCAAACCCUGCGGAUCUUCUUCAAUGGCAAGGAGCUGAAGGAGCCUGGACUAUCUGCCAAGCAGCUGGGGCUCAGUGAGAACGCCUGCCUACAGGUCAUGUUCUCGGCGCCGAGCGCGGCACCCGCACACAGCCAGGCUCCAGCAGUCACGCCUCCGGCAGCAGAGGAGCUGACUGUGCGGCUUCAGGGCACCGUCGGCGGUCGCACCUGUUCACACAUGGUCGAGGAGCUAACGACGGCCUCCUCGGUUUUGGACUUGGAAGGUCUGGCCCUGGGUGCUUUUGAGCCAGGACCCGAGAUGAAACCCCGGCUCUUCUUCAUGGGCCGUGAGCUCAAGGAGGCGGAGACAUUUCUGGGCCAUGUUGGCUUGAAGACGAAAUCGACGGCAACCGUCCAGGUGAUGUUUGCUGCUGGCGAGCCACGUGCUGUGGCCAAGGUGCCCGCGACGCAAAAGCCGCCUGCGGCAGAGGCUUCCGAGACAACACAGGGUGAGCCUUCGACCCCGGCUCCACCACCGACAAGACAUGCCUUUGGCCACUGGCAGGACUUCGUCAAAGCAGCUGGCGAACAGAACAACCCGGGCGGCGAAGCGCGGCUGAAGGCUGGGUUCACCCUUCUUUUCGCAGCCAUUGCCACAGUGACCGUGGGCACGGUGAUUGCCUACGUGAUUGGCUCUGAGGUGGCUACCCCUUACACUGCGUGGGUAGUGGUGUUCAUCCUCUUCGCCUAUGCUGGUGCCGUGUUCGGCUACUGCUUCCUGACCUACGAAGAUCCAGCUCAAAGAGUCGUGACGAAUCUUCUGUUUGGGCUCGUUCCCUGGACCGUGAGCUGCGCCUGCUACCUGCUGGCCAUGAUCUUCGUCGACUUGAAGAGGCAAUUCCGGGAGCCUCUGCCGCAGACUGAGACGGAGGCGACGCAGCGCACAAACGACAACCUGAGCUGGAUCACAGGAGGACGGCCCUCGCGCAUCACCGAGUCAGCAGAGGAGCUGCAGGCACAGCGCCAGUCCUGCGAAGAAGGUACGGUUCAGUAUUGGUGGAAGGUCUAG
This is a messenger RNA of Symbiodinium sp. CCMP2456, 1665 nucleotides long. NCBI's taxonomy places the organism in Eukaryota, Dinophyceae, Suessiales, Symbiodiniaceae. The record is from the annotation of a GenBank genome assembly.